Messenger RNA from Phytophthora sojae, 1713 nucleotides. RefSeq lists its product as hypothetical. Lineage: Eukaryota; Oomycota; Peronosporomycetes; Peronosporales; Peronosporaceae. The record is from RefSeq and is a predicted model, not a curated record. The transcript has a single exon. The coding region runs from base 1 to 1713 and encodes 570 amino acids.
AUGGUGCUGAGGAGAGGGCCGCAUCUUGGCGAGCGUAGCGGCUUCGCGAUCUCGGCCCGGCGACUGCUGCUCCUCAUGUGGAUGAGUAUCGGCGUCGCUCCCCUGCUGCUCCAAGCGAGAAGCUACGUGCGAUUCGUGACGCCACACAAGAUUUCAAAGAGUUUGCUUCCCCCCGAGACGGAUGUGCACGACAAGACCAACUUACUUGACCAUUGCCCGGUCGACGGGCUAUUCGUCGCUGGAAUCUGGUGGAAUGUCACGCCUCUCUAUUAUUUUCAGGUUGAGGAUGGAAAACUCUGUCACUUCGUCGUGCCCCAGUACAAUAUCCACGGCAACUAUUUUCUUGGGAAUAAAGCGACCAAUGCGUCGUCGACAACUCCGUCCAGCUGUGCGAACGAGAGCUACGCGUUCAAACACUACUUUUACCACGGCAGUAUUGGAUACUUCGCGUUCUACGAGGAGGCUAGAGGAACGUACUGUGCCAUCGACAAGACCGCGUAUGUGUUGGUGGGAGGCUUGGGGACGCAUGACUGCAAUGGGGCUCAACUUGCUCACGAUCGAGGCAGCACCGAGUAUCGCGAGUCAUAUUGGUAUGGCAUCAGCGGGUCCGUCUGGAUAGCGUAUCGCGUCUUGAUGCUCAGGAGAAGCUAUAUAUCAUGCAAACGGUAUGGCAAAAGGUGUGAUCGGAUGUGUGAAAGCCUCCGCCUAAAUGACGCUGUGGUGUACGUCCAAGAGAGCAUCAGGCUGUCAGCGUACGAUGCCCGAAACUACCAUCGAUUCGCGCUCCUAUAUCUGCUAGUCGAAGGACUGAUGAGCGAUCUAUUCCUGCUAAUUGCUCAGGAAGGGAUGAUGGGGAGGUUGCAGUACAUCUCGCUGGGCUACAAUUUAUCGGGCGUGAUGUCAAUGCUGUUUGAAAUGCUGGAAACCAUGAGAUGGCUGGGCGAGAAGCUGCGGUGUCUGCUGAAGAGGCUUCUGUUCAACUACGAAACGAUGCUGCUAGGAGAGUGCGUUUGCGCCGGUGCGAUGCAGCACUACCUCACUGCACUGAAUCGCUCCAGAGGUUUCAAACAUUCCCAGCCCGCCUCAAAAUUUAUCUCGCCUUACGUGUGGAGCUUAGUCGGCCAUGGCGUCAUUGUCCUCGGUUGUGUAUUGGUUUUAGUAUCCGUUCGGUCUCUCGGGGCAAUAUUCUACAUGCGAUGGAAGUACGGCUGCUUUGCGGUGCUCACCACUGUGUGCUGCGUCGAUACAACGCUGGGGGUGCGUGGCAAACUUGUAGUUUUGGGCGGAUACUCGUACGACAACGCGAGGUUGUACUACAAACUCAGCACUCUGAAAGCGUUCGGGAUGAUGAAGAUGAUGGAGGAGAACGGGCAGGACUUUUUGGUGCUGCACAAGCUCUAUUGGAUUGCAAUCCCCCGGCGGGAUCUGUUUGUAAUUGGAUCUGUUCACGGGAGGCAAGUUCAACCAUGCCCAGAACGAUUUUGUACUGGAGUUGUGACCUCCUUUACUCAAGUGCUAGGAGGACCCGUCGGAGGGUCUGGCACUAGACGGUGGCUUCGCGGUGCCUUUGACAAUAGAGUUGACUUGGAGCCAGCAACUAUCAAAGUUGCAAGUUCUCGUGCGGAGUCCUCAACUACAGUGAGUAGCCUUCGAACGCCAUCUCAAGUGGACGUCAAAGUCAGUCGACCAGCCGUACUGGAAUCAUUUCGAUGA